GCGCUCUGUCCAUGGCGGGAGGACCUUCAGAGACGCGAAAGCGUACGAGGGACCCGACGAGAUGGCUCCCUACUAUCCUCUGUUUGUCACUCGAUCAGAUGGGCUGCUGGAAUUUAUCACAAAAACAGGUGUCAAGGAACUGAACCAGCCCACCACCGCCCAAUUGAACGAUACUCCCGAUGCUAAUGGCAAUGUCGAUUGUUACAGGAGCUUGGAACCCGAUGCAGAGAAGGCAAUCGAUUGGAGACGUAAACUUGGAGGUAUGAUGAUGCGUGAGCUAGGAGGGAAUUCAGAUGAGUUCUCUAAAACUCGAAACUACAUCCUCAAAGAGCUACCUGAUGGAUAUACGCUGUGGGAACAUGUUAAGUACAACAAGGAUAAGAUGACGGAAGACAAGAAAGACAAGGGUGGCAAGCAUGCAGCUGGUACCUAUGAACGACAAGAUGCGUAUCUGUAUGGCCAUCCACAAGGUCGGAAGAAACGCUUCAGGAGCCCUGCAGACUUCUUUCCACAUCUUCUGUGGCUUGCAGUCGAUAGGGAAGAUGAUCCUGCAAAUUGCUCAUGCAAGAUCUGCUCGCCAGAAGGAGAUGGAGAGGUCGCUGAAAAUGCUGGCAAAGCCAAAUCCGAGGACAAGCCAAUAAAGAAGGAGCAGAAACCCACCCCAAUCUUCGCACCCACUCCCAAGGCCAUACCUAUAACUACAUCCGUCCCUGUGGUCCUAGUUCCUUCGAAAUUACCUGCACAACCGACUCGACAAGUGACUACAAGAUCGUCAGAGCAGCAAGCCGAUGGCGACCCCAAUAGCAAAUUCCUCUACCGACCAGGAGAAGUCGUAUGGUUCAAUAACGACCCCAAUUGGCGAUUAGGCGUCAUUGGAAAGCGAGGACUGGUAACUGGCCAGCCACGGUAUCUUAUUCAACCUCUUUCCAACCCUUUGGAGCACCAGGCACAGCAAAUCAAGGACCAGGAGACUUCUCUUCGACCAUGGCUUGCAUGGAGCGUUCCCGAAACCACGAACCCGAGUCUCAACAAUAUGGCCUUCGAAAACGUUCCUUGGGAUCGAGUAGUGGCCGGAGAAUUUGAUGGUAACCGCAAACAUGACCACGUUGUCGAUGGUAGCAUUCUCGCAGCAAAGAUGGUCGACGCAAGCUACUCGCUGUUUGAACGUCAAGAAAAUGCAUUGGCGAGCCCCGGCGAAGUGCAUUAUAAUGGCAUGUUCCUCGGUGCUGAGAAAAUAUGGGUUGGAGAACCAGUUCGUUUGAAGGUUCCACCAAAGCCUGUUCCCGAUAUGGUCGUUAUGGUCAUCCAGAAACUUAUUGAGCGUACUGUACAAGGCAAAUCGUCUGUCACAUUUGUUGGCGAUGUGUAUAAGUUUGUCGAGAUGCCUUCCCAGUACACAAAUCGAUCGCAGUGGCCUACUCCCGAUCUACCUGCUCGCAUGGUUGCAGAUCUUCGGUUCAGAAAUGAAACCGCAGAAAAUGCUGGUACAAACACUUGGUAUGAAUGGCGACUACUAGAGCCAGCCGCACACAAGGAACUUACCGAUAUCCGCGGUCGCUGGUACGAAACAAAAACUCUAUUGCCAAUUCUGCGUGGAGCUGCGCAAUUCAAGCUAGAUCAGAUUGCUGGAAAGCUUGGCGACGCAGGAGAAUGGAUGAAUAGCAGACGGGACAAUAACAAAGUACCGGAGCAGAGAAAGAAGAAUCGGAGAGAUACACUUGGGCCGUCUGUUCCGGCCGAGUUCAAGGUCAGCCGAGGUCUCAAUGGACCAGCAGCCGACAAUAUCUUUCCAGAUGAACAACAACUUCGACCUGCCCCUCCAUUCGAAGGUGCAGCCGAUCUUGAGCAGUUCAUGGAUUUGGACGGUACGGGACAAGAGUUCUAUGCGUGAGUGCAGAAAGAAUUUGUAUGAAGUGUUGCAUGGAAUGGCGUUUACAAGGGAAGUGUAUUGGGCGUUGUAGGCGGAACUGGAGGUAACCUUACAAACACCCAUUUCCUUUCCCAAAAGCUUGUUGCAACUAUCCUUAGAUUAGAUUUCUCGUUGUACCAAUAGCCUUAUAAUGCGGAAUUAUACCUAGAUAGCUUUAAGACCAAAGUCUGUUCACG
Mollisia scopiformis is the source of this 2106-nucleotide messenger RNA. RefSeq lists its product as uncharacterized. The record is from RefSeq and is a predicted model, not a curated record. Bases 62 to 1891 code for a protein of 609 amino acids. The transcript has 2 exons. Gene Ontology annotation, cellular component: SHREC complex; rDNA heterochromatin. Gene Ontology annotation, biological process: silent mating-type cassette heterochromatin formation. NCBI's taxonomy places the organism in Eukaryota, Fungi, Ascomycota, Leotiomycetes, Helotiales, Mollisiaceae.